Messenger RNA from Olea europaea var. sylvestris, 1160 nucleotides. RefSeq names its product truncated transcription factor CAULIFLOWER A-like. Gene Ontology annotation, cellular component: nucleus. Gene Ontology annotation, biological process: positive regulation of transcription by RNA polymerase II. Gene Ontology annotation, molecular function: DNA-binding transcription factor activity, RNA polymerase II-specific; protein dimerization activity; RNA polymerase II cis-regulatory region sequence-specific DNA binding. The transcript has 8 exons. NCBI's taxonomy places the organism in Eukaryota, Viridiplantae, Streptophyta, Magnoliopsida, Lamiales, Oleaceae. The coding region runs from base 232 to 960 and encodes 242 amino acids. The record is from RefSeq and is a predicted model, not a curated record.
GCUUUAUCCGACAGCAUAUUUUGCCAAGUAGACCAGACGUUUUUCACCAAAUGGAAACGACAAGAAGAAAGAAAUCUACUGCCCUUUACUUUAGCUAAUGGAGAUAAACCUAGACGUCUCUGUCAUUAUCUAUCUAGGGUUAAGGAAAGUAGCAAUUUCAGGGAUUUUUUUUUUCCUGUUAAUUUUGUGGGAUUUGAUUUCUACAAAAUUAAGGAAAAAAAGUGAGAAAAAAUGGGGAGAGGAAAGGUUCAGUUGAAGCGUAUAGAGAAUAAAAUUAAUAGGCAGGUGACUUUCUCGAAGAGGAGGACGGGUUUGCUGAAGAAAGCUCAUGAACUCUCUGUGAUGUGCGAUGCAGAAGUAGCUUUGAUUAUUUUCUCCAACAAAGGAAAGCUCAUUGAGUACUCCACUGAUUCUUGCAUGGACAGGAUCCUAGAGCGAUAUGAAAGAAAUUCAUUUGCGGAGAAGCAAUUGGUUUUAAACGAUCCUGUGUCACCUGCAAACUGGACCCUAGAAUAUAACAAACUCAAGGCUAGAAUUGAGUUACUGCAGAGAGAGCAAAGGCAUUAUAUGGGAGAAGAACUGCACUCUCUAAGCCAGAGAGAUCUUCAGAAUUUGGAGCAACAACUUGCAAUUGCUCUUAAGAAUAUUCGAUCUCGAAAAAAUCAACUAUUGUAUGAAUCGAUAUCUGAACUGCAGCGAAAGGAGAAGGCAUUACAAGAACAGAACUAUAUGCUAGCAAAACAGAUAAAAGAAAAGGAGAAGGAAAUGGUACAGCAACCACAUUGGGACCAGCAAAAUCAUGGCAAUAAUAUGCCUACAUUCUUAAUGGCAUCUCAACUUCCUUGCCUUAACAUCAAUGGCGCUUACGAAGGAGUAGCAACAGAAGAUGGAAGGAUUAAUGGUCUUGAUCUCAACAUGGAUUCACUCUACUCGUGUCAUCUUGGAUGCUUUCCUGCAUGAGAACAUGUAUAUAUAUGAACACUGGUUCUGUAAUUUUAAUAAUUUUGUUUCUAUAUGUUGAUAUAUAGACACGAUAAAAUUGGUACAGAAAAUAAUGACAAGAUAUUCUCCAAUUUUAUUGUAUUCAACUAUUUAAUCUUAAUAACUUCCAAUCCUAUGUACAUGAAUAUAUGGAAAUGUAUAUUCAGGGCGUGUAAUAU